UACACUUCUAUUAAAUAAACAUGUAUUGCCUGCUAAUUCAUCCAUACGAUUUGAUCAGAGCUGCUUAUCCGUGCGUGUGAAGAUAAAUUAAAUGAUAUGAUCCAUGGCUGCAUUUCUAAUGUACUUUGUGCUGGCUGUAGUGGUGACUCUGCUCUUUUUAUCAUGCACAUCUCCUCAAUACACACGCCCCUGUCGUCCGCAGUUGGGUGGGGGAAGGAGAGUAACAUAUGUUUACACAGAAACAACUUAUUAUUCCUGAAUUCUUUACAUUCUCCCAUCACUUUUCUAAAACAGAAGAAACAGGAAAACAACAUUGCUAAACAAGCGAGAGUGGCAGUCCAUCCCAUUUCUGCUGUGCGUUCCGGUAUAAUGUCUAAGCAAGAUGCAGAGGAUACGAAUUCUCAUGGGUCUAUGGAAAGGGAUUUGCUUGUUGUAGGACCUGGUGUGCUUGGUCGACUAGUAGCAGAAAAAUGGUUACAGGAGAGCCCAUCUUGUCACGUAUUUGGCCUAACAAGGACAACAAAUCAUCAUGAGGAGCUACAUAGCCUCGGCAUUAAAACAAUCAUUAGAGGGUCUGAAUUGAGGAAGCGUUUUCCAUUUGUUAUUUUCUGCGCUCCGCCAUCUGGAAAUGAAGAUUACUCUUCUGAAAUCAGGGCAGCAAUAAUGCAAUGGAGUGGAGAAGGGUCAUUUUUGUUUACGUCAAGUUCAGCUGUGUAUGAUUGCUAUGACAAUGGCUUGUGUGGGGAGGAGUGUCCGACAGUGCCUAUGGGAAGGAGUGCUCGUACGGAUACUUUGCUUAUGGCAGAGGCAGAAGCAUUGAAAGGUGGUGGCAAUGUUAUUCGGUUGGCAGGGUUAUAUAAGCUAGACAGAGGUGCUCAUAUGUAUUAUUUAAAGAAGGGAAGUGUUGAUGCACACCCAGAACAUAUUAUUAAUCUUAUUCAUUAUGAGGAUGCAGCUUCCUUAUGCAAGAUUAUCUUGGAAAAGAGAUAUCAGGGUCGUGUUUUUAUGGGUUGCGAUAACUGCCCUCUAUCCAGGGAGAAGAUGAUGGAAUAUGUAACCAAAAGUGGGAAAUUUAAAGAGAACUUUCAGGGUUUCACAGGUUUAACUGGGCCACUGGGAAAGCAAAUGGACAAUUCAAAAACUCGUAAUAAGAUUGGGUGGGUACCAAAAUACCGAAACUUUUCUGAGUUUCUUGGAGUUACAAGUUAAGAAGAAAGUUUAUCACUUUCACAAAAUUCAUUUCCUUUGGGAUUUGACCCCGAGUAUUUCAUUUGAAUGCUCAAAGGACUACGGAGGUUUUGUACAUGCUUCCGAGGGUGCUUCUAAUGUGCUUGUUAGUUGUGUUGGUGUAGUGCUAUAAGGUAAAGAAUGUAAGGAAAUUUCAGGCACUCCAUUAUUGCCAAGUUAUCAUAUUUCAGUACUCAUCUUGUGGACGGCAAAAGAAAACAUGGUGUAUAUUAUAUAAGUUUGCUAGAAAGCCUUUCAUGGGUUCUUUGAAAAUGAAGCUUUCAAUUCAUUGUAUACAAAGUUGGACAACAUUAAUGUGUGGACUAAAAUGGAUGUAUUUCGUUUGGCAUUAGGUUAUCUUUGUGCUAUAAAUGAACUAUAGGCUGAAUUAUUUAGAUUUGUAA
Molecule: messenger RNA, 1631 nt
Organism: Cryptomeria japonica (Japanese cedar)
Lineage: Eukaryota; Viridiplantae; Streptophyta; Pinopsida; Cupressales; Cupressaceae
Exons: 9
Coding region: 97-1209 (370 amino acids)
Source: RefSeq, a predicted model, not a curated record